AUGCAGCAAACGGGGCCGUGGCGAUGGAGUGAUCAGUACUCUUUCUGUGAACUCAAAGAAGCGGAAGCACACCGUGCAGCACUUUCACUUCGUCAAGAGGCUCUGAAGAAUGAGCUGUUGCGAAUGCGCCAACAGCAGUUUGUUAUGGCCAGUAGAGAGCGCCAUAAUGAAUUGAGAUCUCAAGUACAGCGGCUAGAGCAGCAGAUUCACCAUUAUGAGCUCAAGACGUUUAAUGCAGAGCGCGUUGGUAGGAUCAACGAUUGGACAGAUUCUACUGCUAAGGAUGCACCGUUGCCUUUCGCACAGUUAGAUGAACGACUAGCUGGGUCAAGUGAAACUCUGAUUGCAAAGUUAGCGCAGCAAAAUGAGCAGAUCAUGGCGUUACUGAUUCCCCGGCGGCAGGAUAAGGCACACGCUUCUGGCGUACCGAGCAUUUCAACGUUAUCUCCACCGCCACAUCCUUCCAGCAAAACGGAUUCUACAAGUAGACGAGAUCCUGAACAUGAGAAGACCAUGCAACAGGAAUCACAAUCAGAAAUACCGAUUAAGAACCGUGCACCGACGUUCCAGACCCCAUCAGUAGUGUCAUGGCUUCCUGAGUUCGAGUGGACGGAUGAAGAUGAAAUUGCACUCGACAAACUUGAGAACGACGCAGAUUUUCUUAUCGACAAUCCUGAAAGUGAUGAUGUGACCGGCGUUAACCAUGACCAUGAAAUUGGCGCAUCCGCGAACACCAAAUCUACUUUACCAAAAGAUCAGAAAGCACGCAAUCGUCUUGAGAGCCACAAGAAGCUCGAGGCACUCCUUAGCGCCUCCCUGAAAAAUGUAGGCGGAGGCGCGUUGAGAAAACCGCGGUGGCGGCUUGAAGCCGGCGAUGUUAUCUCUCCAUUCGAGUCUGAAGCGGAGGCAAUGAAACCUCUUCAGAUCUUCCGCUCGGCUGUACUCGGUGUCUUGUUCGUGGUUUAUCUCAAGGACAUAUUGAUGACCAAGAAACUUGCAGAAAAGAAAAGCACGAUGCUAGGUUUUGAGUCCAUGUUGCGGGUUUACUUUGAUGCCACUCGUAUGUGGUUAGGAAAGGUGGUGAGAACACCCUUACUGUCCCUACUUCAGGAUGCAAGUUUAGACGUGGAUAUCAGUACGAGGGGUGGUCUUACUGGGUUUCGAGGCUUUGCUAGGAAGUUUGGUGAUAUCCUUUCUCGCCGCCCGCCCCCAUCAGCACAAUCACUUGCCAGCAAUGGACAGUCAAGUAAAAAUUCCGUGGAUCCGGCAAAGCUGCUAAAGUUAAAAGUGCGAAUGAGAGGGAUUUUGCAAGCUCUAAGCAAGGCGAUUGAUAAGAGGGAGGUGCCCUCUGGCAUCUUGGACUUCUGGAAAAGGAUAUCUAGCGAUGGAGUUUAUUUCCCACCCAGUUACCAACUCUUUAACGAGGAGCGAGAAAGUCUCGAGUUUGAUGCUCUAGGUGCUACUGAGAGAAUGGACUUUGCGGUAUCUACUGUUGUCGACCAGAACGUUGAUUUGGACUGGAGAUGUGGCCACCAGUUUUCUCGAUUCAACGUCGUGCUGGUCAAUUUUCUCUUUAUUCGGAUUCUGAUUCCACACGUCAUCUUGCAACCGUGGAAUGUUGGAAUCGGAUCCAAGAUCAUCGGGAAGCAGACAGCAGCAAAUUUAGCCAGCUUGGCUACUCUGCUCUACUGUGUCUGCAAACAACUUUCACCGUUGCCACCACUGGUGCAGCAUUCAGAUACACCGGUUCUUGGAAGACGACGAUCAAAAACAGUGACAAUCUUACAAUCAAGCACAAGUGAUGAAAACGCUGUGCAAGGUGAAAUCGAUUCAGUGCUUACUGGAGAAGCGGGGCAUAGUGUGGAUACUGCAUUUAUGUCCAUCGACGAAAUUGGGCGUCGCCUUAUAUCCGAAAAAAGCUUCCCCAGUGAAGAUCCUCAAGUCAUCCAGGUCGUAGAGGAACACCACCUUAUGCUGCAGGAAACACUGACACGGCUGCGUUCCCAGCUCCAUGGCUCGCAGGAAUAG
Phytophthora nicotianae INRA-310 is the source of this 2028-nucleotide messenger RNA. RefSeq lists its product as hypothetical. NCBI's taxonomy places the organism in Eukaryota, Oomycota, Peronosporomycetes, Peronosporales, Peronosporaceae. Bases 1 to 2028 code for a protein of 675 amino acids. The transcript has 7 exons. The record is from RefSeq and is a predicted model, not a curated record.